Molecule: messenger RNA, 9491 nt
Organism: Moneuplotes crassus
Lineage: Eukaryota; Ciliophora; Spirotrichea; Euplotida; Euplotidae
Source: the annotation of a GenBank genome assembly
AUGGCUGAUAAAGGAGAAGAUGUGCCGAUGCAGGACAACCAGCCUCAAGAGGCAAGAGAAGAGAAAAUUAUUACUGGAAAUCAAGAUAUGGAACAGGAUUUAGAUGUUGACAAGGUCAAAUCAACUUUGAAUGCCUAUAAGUUUGACGUAAUUAAGAAUCAGAAUAUGAACGUGGAAGGGAUUGUGAAUGAUCUCAGGCUGACCAUGGAUAGAAUCGACGAUGGCAAAUUACCUGAGAGUUUUGAUGAAUUAGUCUGAAACUUCAUCAAUAUCUGGUCUAAGAGAAAAUUCCAUAAGAUUGAGAUUAACAUUCAGGCUAUUAUUAAUGGCUUCUUUCAGUAUUGGAUGUAUAAGAGAGCCAAGAAGGAAAAACUUAAUUCAGAAAAUUUAAAGACACUUAGACUUCUACUUAACGAUGAUGCCUACUUCUACAGUAUCCAGUUCACUAGAGAAGUAAUGAAGGAGGCUAAAGAGGAAAUUGAAGCUGUCUCUAAGGUGAAUCCAGUGAUCUUCACCCAUAUUGACGACUUUACUGAUGUCAAGAGGACUAUUUACUCCCCAUUCUUUGCUGUUAAUGUAGAAGCAUUCUGCAAGCUUGAUGGAUUCGCUGAAAUCCUCAAGACUCUUGAUGGUAGCCCUAACAUGAGUAUUGACCAGCUAAGAGAAUACUUCGAUAUUUGUAUAUCCACCGCCCCUUAUUUGGAGGAAGGAUUUAAGCUCCAGAUCUUCACUGUGCUAGUUGACAAGAUUCUUCAAUUAUUCAAGAAUUUCCCUGAUGAGAAGCUUAAAACAAUAUCUCAAGAUAAUCUUGAGAAAUUCAUCAAUUGAUUUGAAUUCGUCCUAGAAGGAGUUUACGAUGAAGACAGAAAGAAAGCUGAUGAGAUAGUUCAGAAGUUCGAGCUUGAGCUAGCCCUUAGAUUUUUAAACACUCCUUAUAUAGAGAAAAGAGUUCAUGGACUGAACAUUCUCAUUUCCAAGGUGAAUUUAGUCAACAGAAGCAGCUUUGACUGCACCUGGAAAAGAAAAAUGUUUGUAAAUAUGGAAGAUUUAUGGCUAAAUUCUGAGUUGUUCCUACAAUGGCUGCUAGAUAAUGACAUCUUUGGCUUAUUCUUUGGAGAAAAGUUACAUUCAGAGUUAGUGGUCAAGUACUAUGCAGUCCUAAGUUUCCUCUAUUCCAAAGAUAAACUAAAUGAAAAGAAUUUUGAGUUGAUAUGGGAUUGUGCUAUCAACAAGCAUGAUGCUUAUAGAGUGAAUAUCCUGAAAGUCUUGUCAACACUCUCAUUAAAGAUGAAGCCAAGUCAUGCCAAAUUCUUAUUCGAAAAGCUAAAGCAGUUAGACAACCCUGAAUACUGUAAAUUUAUCCUGCAGCUAUUGAAGCAUUUAAAUAAAAACUCUUGUAAAGGACCUAUGACCGACAAAGCUGCUCAAGAAGCUGGUUUUGGGAAGACCCAAAGAAGAGAUGACUUCAUGGGAGACAUCCUUAACAUACAAGCUAUUGAUCUGACUGGAAUUGGAAAAAGGAGAGAGAAAAAGACCAGAUCUUUCUCUCUUGGAGGAGAAGAGAAGGAUAGCUCAAAGCCUUCGAAAGGAAGGCAUAACAGUCCUGAUAAUACAGGAAGAAGAUUUGGGGAAAUAUACCCCUCUAUCAACAUUAGCAGCCUGGAUAAAUUUCCCUCAGAUACUUUGGUCAAGAAGAAUAAGAGGAAUAGAAGCAUCGACAAGGUUAACAACAUCUUUGACAUUGAAGUCUCUAAAGAGGAAAACAAAGUUGAGGUAAGGAAGCAGAAUGAGCACCAAUCCACCGAUGAAGAAGAUAAAGAGAAAGAUGAAGGAGUUGUUACUACUCAAGAUGACUUCGCACUUAUCAAAGAGAGGUUGGAGAAAGGCCUCACCAAGACAAGAGUCCGCCAAGAAGAUAAGAAGAAACUUAAUGACUGGGAGCAAGAAGAGCUCAAGAAGCAAAUGGAAAAUCUCCCAGAGAGUGAGAAAGAGAUAAAGGAAGAAAUGAAAGAAGAUACUAUCGAUCAUAUCUGGAAACUUUGUCAGGAAUCCAUGGUUGUGCAGGGAAUCAAUAUCUCAGUUCAUAGAGGAGCCAUUGACACCUUCUCACAUGCUCUUACCUACAACUCUGAUGAAGUGAAGUGGAAGUAUAUUAGUAAAAUAAUUGAAAAGCUCCAACAAAAUGAGUCUAUCAUUGCUAUGAUUAAUAUCUUGAAGAAGUUCAUCCAGACUUUCCCUGAGGGAGAUAUUGAAAAGAUUAAAAACCCUGAACCAGGACAAGCCAUGAACGAAAUAUGUUUCCCAAAAACUAGAAUUGAGCUGAUUGGAAGACUAGAUAGAGAUUUUUCUCUAAUGAAUGAACUCAUGAGUUUAAAUAUCGAAUUCAAGAGAAAUACCCUUGACUUAUUGUACGAUCAUCUUGGAAGAAAUGUUGAUAGAGAGCAAAGCCUGGAAACUCAGUCAAGCCUUUCUUCUCAAGCUGAAUCUGAAGGAGAGGAUACUGAGGAAGAAGAGGAUGUUCAGACUGAUGCAGGCUCUCAUCAAUCCAAUGAUAGCAAAAAUGUCAACGAAGAUAACGGAGAGGGUGAGGAUAAUGACACGGAGCUAAAAUCAGACAUCAAGCAACAAGCCUUAAGUGAAGAUGAUGGUUUUAUUGUACCAAAGAGCAGAACUGCUAAACUAUUAAAAGCAAGAAGGCAUAGUAAUAAUGGUGAUGAAGAGGAAAAAGAAAAUACUAGAGGUGUCAAUCAGCCACUCUCAAUUACUGACAUGUCGAUGACUGAUGAAGAUAAUAAAGAAAAGGAAUAUGACAGAAGGAUUAUUUCAAAGAGAUCAAACUCUGUCUCCCACAGAGAUCCAAGACAUAACGAAGCUAUCCCUGAGAGUCCUCUAGUGCACAAUUACAGAGAGAACGAUUUUAUUAUGAAUGUAGAGACUCAUCCUAUCUAUGAGAUGAAGUACUUUAGUGAAAUUGAAGAGAGACUUGGAUUUAUCAAAUAUCUCAUCAAAAACAGUGACGAGUUAAUCAAGCCAGUCCAUAUUAAAAUUCUUUGGGAGUGCCACAUAGAUAGCUCAUUCCAUCAAAAAGAAAGAGCCAUUUUCUUUGACUGGUGCAGCUCUAUUAUAAAAAUACAGAGUGAUUACCAGAACACUAAAAGAGAUGCUAUAACUAUCUUUGAUGAUGACACUAUUGAGUUAAUAUUCUUUGAAAGUUUACUGUGUCUCGAUUUCACCACCAUCCCUGAGGAAGCUUAUAAUUGCUUUGAAGAGUACUUUUGCUACAUAAAUGCACAGUUUGGGCAGCUCAUUAAGGGCCACUACAUUGGAUCCUAUGAAGUAUUCGACACCAAACUAAUCGGAAUCCAAGCUCUUUGGGAGAUUGUUCUCCAGGCAAAGGAUCAGAAGGUGCAUCAGAAGUCGUCCAAAUUCUUAUUGACACUAUACAAAAAGUUGUCCCCUGAUUUGAUUGAAAACCUGAAUACAAUCAAAGAAGAUUUCCUCAAGACUUGCAUGUCCCACAUCAGAGAAGGGGUAAAAUAUCUCACCCAUGGAAACUCUUCUGAAGAGAAAGACAACGCUAAGAAUAGAGUUGCCAGAUCUCUUGACCAAAUUUGUAAAUUCAUUCAUGAAUUUGAAGGACUUAGAGACAGAUCUAAGAGGUCUGGAGCAGUGGUUCCUGAAAUUGCAGUGCUGUUUACCAACCAGAUGGGGCAAGGUUAUUCUCCAACCAAAGGAGAAAUCAUGGUACCCAAGACCAUUAAGAUUGAAGAUUUAAAGAAGAAGUUGUGCGAAGCUAUCCAUCCCAAUCCUCAUGAAUAUGAACUUCUGCUGAUUUAUAAAGGAAAAGAUAUUGGAGCAAAUGAUUUGAAGACACUUAAUGAUUUCAGCUAUACUGAGGGAGGAAAGAUCAUGGUAUCUAAAAACAGUGGGUUUGAUUUUGCUGACGACCAGAUCCCAUCCCUAAACCUUCCUAUGUACUCAGACCAAGAGCUUGAGGAUAAUGCGAACAUGCUUGCAGCAAUAGUCCCGGAUCUUGACAUGGAGGUACUCAAGCUUGCCCUUAAGAAAAACAAUAAUAACAUGGAAGAAGCCUUGAUGCUAGUCACCGGUGAUGGAGUUGAAGGUCUCAAAAUUGAAAUUGCCGAACAAGAAGAGCAAAAAGCUUACAUUCCUAUCAUCUCUAAGGAAGAAGAGAAGAAAGAAGAGAAUAAACAAGACGAAGACAUGACGAAUGAGGAAGAUGUAGAGGAGGAAUCUAAACUGAAUCUCAUCAUCUCUAAUAAAUCAGAAUACUUUGACCUCCUGUUUGAUUUGCUGAAUUUAGGAGUUAACGAGAUCAAUUAUCAAGCAUGGAAUCUGUUGACACAAAUUCCUGUUAACAAGAAGUUAUACCAUAAUAUAAAGAGUUUGAAUAUAAAUAAAAAGGAAGAUUGGAAUGCCCUGAUCGACUCUCAAAAUAUGUAUAAGUGUCUGUACUCUUUACAGAUUAUUAAUUCACUGAUUUGUUCACCAGAUAGUGAAACAAUUGAAGAGAAUGAGCUCCAGGAGAGAUAUGAAUGGAGGAUCAGAUUCAUUAAUCUUGGAGGAUUUGAACACAUCACGAAUAUCUUGGUUACACAAAGCCAUAUUGAAGAAUCACUGAAACAACAGAGAAGAACUAGAAAUAACAGAAAGAAGAAUAGAUCAGAAGAGCAAGGAAAUGUUAACUUUUCUAUUCAUAAGACCGGAUUGUACAUGGUCAAUAUCAUCAAGAUCUUUAUGCAAGCUGCUUUGUUAGCAAAGAGUGAAGAUGACAAUCUUCUCUACUCCAUUAUUUCACAGUCAGCUACUAGUCCAUUUAUCAAGAAAGCUAAAUUCACUGGAAAUCAGGGACAGUCUUCGAAUCCGGCAGUGCCUUUGAUUGAUAAUAGUGAUGGGUCUAAAGAUAAUUCUGCAUAUGGGACUCCUAAUUUUGCUAGUCCUAAGUCAUCAAACAAUCAGAGUCACUUCUUUGAACCAACAGUGACUUUCAAUGAUGAUCUUGAUCUUGUGACUAAGAUAAAUAAGAGCUCAAGUAGAAAGGAAAAUAAAAGUAGCAACACUAUAUGCACACAAGUUGAUGAUUUCCAGAAGUUAAUAGAUCAAGUUACAGGGGAGAACUCUACUAACAUCUUGAAGAUAAUUGACCAAGAGAAGCUUUUAGUAAAGCUACUUUCUAUUAUCUACUAUGCUAUCAGAGUAACUGAUUAUAAUGAUAAGAAUAUAAGCCUUUUGAUAGACUCUUGCUUUGACCUGAUUCUUCCAUGUGUUGUGAACUCUCCUGAUCAGCUGAUCCCAGUGAUGUAUGCCUCUAAUAAUUUUGAGAACUUUAUUGUCUCUACUUUGAGGUUCAAGGGAGAGGAAUCUGUUAGAAAGACAGUGUCGAACACCUUCAAGUCUAUCUGUAACAACUAUAACAAGAAUACCCAAUAUUCUAAGGAACAAUUUAAGAAAACUCCUCAGAAGAAGAUACUAGAGGGAGAGUCUGAAGGAGCCGAGGAAGUCUCUCAAGCUCCUUAUGAGGACCCUAAGUUUUACUUCUUGAAAGUAUUGCUAAAGAACUUACCCUCGACUAAUUCAAAGUCUGAAAAAUGAGAAGAAAUGUUUGGUUUGCUGAAUACUUUGAUUAAGAUGACUUCGAGUUUGUUCACUUUCACAGAUCCAUAUGGCCCUCAGCCAGAAAGUGAGGAGAUAGAACCAAAGACAAUUUUCUCAGCGAAUUCUGUCUUUGAAACCUGUAUCAAGGAGAUCGAGAACAGACCUACUCUUGAGGAAAGACACUCUGAUUAUGAAGACAAGGUCUUAGGAGGGUAUCUAGGACUUGCUAAUUCCAUACUACAAAUAACACCCCAGCUCAGGAAGUUCGCUGGUGACGAAGAGAAAGGAUAUGGACUCACAAAGAAGUUAUUCAACUUUCUCUUUGAAAUGCCCAAUAUUGAAGAUAAGGAUGCUAAUUUGCCAAAGUUCAAGCACAGGUCAACCAGAAAGAAGGCUUUCAGCCUUCUUUUGAAUCUUUGCCAGGGAUAUGAUGAGUCUGGUAGCAAACACCAAAUCAAUGAUAACUAUUACACCCUCUUCAAGGAACUGUACCUUUAUCAUAAUGAUAUGAGCGAAAUUGAGAAGAAUUCAACUGUUAGCUACGAUGAAUUUGAGUAUGACAUUGGUGUUAGAAACAACACUGGAUUUGCAGGUCUUAAAAACUUUGGAGCUACUUGCUACCAAAAUUCUGUCCUACAACAGCUAUAUAUGAUCCCUGAUCUAAGAUAUGGAGUCCUGGCAAGUGAAGUAAACAUUGAAGAGAAAACUCUCAGCACUCUCUUCCAGAUGCAGUUAAUUUUUGCAAAUCUUCAAGAGACUGAGAAGAAGUAUCACACUCCUAAAGAUUUCUGCCUGACCUUCAACAUUGAUGGAGCUCCAGUUGAUGUGACUAGGCAGCAAGACGCUCAAGAAUUCUUCAAUAUCAUUCUUGAUAACAUUGAAUGCCAUCUGAAAGGUACCCAGAAUGAGAAGCUCCUCAAGGAGGUUAUUGGUGGUGAAAUUUGUAAUGAAGUAAAAAGUCUUGAAGACCAAUAUGAUUACAUCUCACAAACAAUGGAACCCUUCUUCUCUGUACAGUUAGACAUUAAAAACAGGAAGAGUAUCCAGGAAGCUUUGGACUAUUACAUCAAACCUGAUGUGCUCGAAGGAGACAACAAGUACUACUGUGAGGAUUAUGAUACUAAGAUCAAAGCUCAUAAGAGGUCGUUCCUGAACUCUACUUCUAAUACUUUAAUCAUAAACCUGAAGAGGUUCGAAUUUGACUUCAAUACUUUCAGAAAAUACAAGGUCAAUGAUUACUGUGAAUUCCCUCUCGACCUCAACAUCAAGCCAUGGACUAAAGAAGGCAUUGAAGAAAAGGAAGGAAAACAGGAAGGAAGUGAAGAGAAUGAAGAACUUAUCAAAGAAGAAACUCAAGAAGAAGACAAGUAUCAGUACGAAGCUGUUGGAGUCGUGGUCCACUCUGGGGGUGCUGAAGGAGGUCACUAUUACUCCUACAUUAAAGAUAGACAGAAGAACAAAUGGUUCGAGUUCAAUGAUACAACAGUCAAGCCUUUUGAUAUUAAGAACUUGCCUGAAGAGACCUUUGGAGGGGAUGGAAAUAGAGGCAAUAUGAUGGAGAAUAAUGAUAAUUUUGGUGGUUUCUACUCUAGAAGUAGGAACGCAUAUUUGAUUAUCUACCAAAGGAAGAAUCCUCUCCCAUAUGAAACCAUUCAGAUAAACAAUACAAGCGAUGAUUUGGUCAAUGGAAUCCCUCAGAGCGUCUAUCAGCACAUUUUAGAUGACAAUAUGUUAUUUAUGAAGAGAAUGUACUUCUUUGAUACAGAAUAUUUGAACUUUAUCAGAGAGUUUCUAUCUCUAAAUCAUUUCGAGAGGAAGGUUUAUUCAAAUAGCUCACCUCUCACAAAGAAGAUGAUCAAGCAAAAGGAAAUCGCAGAACUCUUAGGAGUCAAUGAAAAUAAUCUAAAUGUUGAGAUGGCAAUCGAGGAUAUUGAUAUGUUUGAUGAAACUCCUGAAAAAGCAGAGAUCAAAGAAGAAGAAAAAUUCGACCCUCAAAAAGACCUUGAUAGUAAAGAUAUUGGAGAAGAAGACAGAAUUAGAAGCGAUGGGAUGAUCUUUGUUAAAACAGAUCAUAUAUCAAAGGAGACUAUUGAAAAAGCCAAAGAACUCUCUGCUAAUCUUACAGCUGUGGAGGAUCAAAAGGAUUACAAUGAGAAACUUGAUCAAGAGAUAAAGGAGAACCCAGCACUGUUUGUUAUAAAAUUCAGUACCUUAUUUGCCCUCAAGAUUAAGGAGAAUAUCAAGGACAGCUUCCAGUUCAUCUCCUUGUUACAGAACCUAAGCUCAAUGUUCGAUAUGCAAGCUGAUGGAUGCAUGUGGUUCCUAAAAUAUCUUACAUACAACAAGAGAAUGAUCAUUGAGCACCUCCUAAAAAAUAAAUCUGAUGAAGAGAGGGAGAACUUUAGAGCCCUUUUAAUCAAUGCUAUUGGCCUUGCUUGUAAAAAUGAGGAGAAAGAAUUCUUUAAGGAGGAUACUAAUGAGUACAACAUGGAAGUGAUAGCAGAAUAUGACCAAGACAAGGAAAAAUUCUAUGCUAAACAAGUACCCAAGUCAGUGGUCAUUAGAUUCAUGCAGGUCUUCUUUGAAGAAAUGCUCGAUGACACUAGAGUCCACUAUCAACAAUUUGAAGAUUACUUCAGUGUUUUAAAAUACUUUGCUGAGCUUGGAAUUAUGGAGACGAAGUAUCUUAUCAAGGCGAAAGGAAUUCAUAAAUUAAUGGACUUUUCAAUGAACAAUUGUACUCCUUAUAAUGUAAAGAACAGAAGACCAAUGGGCACAGCUAUCUCUGAGCCAAAAUUCAAGAUUCCGACUCAAAUUCUAUCACACUUGAUGAGAAGUUGUGUAACCAGAGGGAUUAAGAAUUCAGAGUCAUACAGUUCGAACUAUGUUGGUCCAAAGGAGCAUUUACACAUUGAUAUUCCUUAUGAAGAGAUCAGACUAAUAAUGACUAGAGAAUGCUUUACAAUUGGGCUACUCGGCACCAAUUUUGACGAGUUUAUGGCAGAAAUGCUCAAACAUCUGUGUUGGGAGGACAAGAACAACUCAGAGUUCUUCAUGAAAGAACUUGUUUUCUCAAUGAACAUCCAUAAAAGCAACAUGGGGACACUACCAAAGAGAAAGAAUCUCAUUAAGGCAGUCCUAUCAAUCGAGGAUGGACUCCAAGACCAAAGAAUUCAAAGAGUAUUUGAACUAGAUGAAGAAUAUAAGGAAGAGCUUGUUGCAGCAUUGAUGAGGGAUAAUAAAUAUUCCUUACUUAUGAUCGCUAAGGUGACCAGGAAGGAUUACCCACUUUUUACACUUGAGAUGAUCAAUCUUGUCAGAGAGCUUAGAAAUGUUCCCAAGGUGGUCCUUCAUUUAUCUAAACACCAAGGCCAAUUAUCUUGGAUCAGAGAGUUCCUGAUCGAUAGUAUUGAGGUUAUUCCAAGUACAUAUCCUAUUAUUAGAGCUGGAUCUAAAUACGAAGCUAGACAUUAUUUGGACAUGAUUGAUGUUUGCAUUACUAAUCUCUCAUUGGUAUUCCCAGAGUGGAAAGAUUGGUUUCGCUUUCAGAAACAAGCAAAGCAACCACCCGAAGAUACAAAAGAAGAGGGUGCUCAAGAAAAUAAACAAGAAGGAGGAAAUGAGCCCACAAAACCAGUUGAUGAUGACUUCGUCAACAUUGACCUCACAGGAGCAGACGAUGACUUCAAAAACGUCGCAAGUGCUGGAGUCCCAGAAGCAGCCAGUGAGAAAAAGGAUCAAGAAGAAGGAAUAACUAAGAAAGUGACUCCUCAGCCAGAUGAUGCUAGUAAUGGUCAUGAAUCUGGAGCAGUUGGUUCUGUUAUCCAAAAAUAAUUUUGAACAUUCCAACCUAUUUCGACAGUAAGGGGUUUUGG